Fomitopsis serialis is the source of this 820-nucleotide messenger RNA. RefSeq lists its product as uncharacterized. Gene Ontology annotation, molecular function: RNA binding. The transcript is spliced from 3 exons. Bases 59 to 421 code for a protein of 120 amino acids. The record is from RefSeq and is a predicted model, not a curated record. NCBI's taxonomy places the organism in Eukaryota, Fungi, Basidiomycota, Agaricomycetes, Polyporales, Fomitopsidaceae. Gene Ontology annotation, cellular component: U2 snRNP; pICln-Sm protein complex; SMN-Sm protein complex. Gene Ontology annotation, biological process: RNA processing; spliceosomal snRNP assembly.
GUUGACUUGAUCCUCCCCGUCGCCGCCGCCCUCAUCGUCCCCGUCGUCGUCCCCCACCAUGAAGCUCGUAAGAUUCCUGAUGAAACUGAACAAUGAGACGGUCACGGUCGAGCUCAAGAACGGCUCCAUCGUCCACGGCACGAUCACAGGCGUGGACAUGCAAAUGAACACUCAUCUCAAGACCGUCAAAAUGACCGCCCGCAACCGCGAGCCUACGUCCUUGGAUUCACUCUCCAUUCGCGGGAACAACAUUCGCUACUUCGUCCUCCCCGACGCCCUUCCUCUCGACACCUUGCUCGUCGAUGACGCCCCGAAACCGAAGAACAGGAAAAAGGACGAGGCGCGAGGCCGCGGUCGUGGACGAGGGGUCGAGCGCGGUCGUGGGCGUGGAAGGGGGAGGGGCAGAGGGAGGGGCUUCUGAUCAAACACUUUCUCAUCAUCGUCGUCGCACGUCGUUCUACGGUCUGUAUUCCCUACUACUCUUGUGCAUUAGGUGUGUAUCCGAUGGCGUCCGAUCCUUCAGUCGAAGCGAUUGUGAACACGUCUAACAGGUCGGCGAACGAUCCGCCGUCAUGUUCACCCUAAGUUGCGUUGACUUGCAACUCUCCGGCACUUCUUUAUGGCUGGGCUUGCACAACGAGAAUCAUAACUGACUGCAAGGAAACUAUUAUCAUGGCCAGACAAUGAGUUGCAUAGUGACUGUCCUUGUCUCACUGGGGGGGAUGGCCCAGCAGGCAACACUGAAACAUUAGCAUUGUUCAAAGUUUGUGUACAGGCAUGGGAUGGAUCAUGGCAUACUAUUUUGGACCAGUCAGUCAGC